ACACACCUCUCUCUCUCUCUCUCCCUCUCUCAGAUAGGCAGCGCAGACGUGGGCAGAGUGUGGGGGUAUAGGAAGAGGAGAGAGCGAGAGGGUAGGUAGUAGUGUGUGUGAGGCUGUUAGACAGCAUGGUCUGGGUCUGAGGACAGCACUGGAAGACGCAGCAGCAACCUCCAGAUCUCCAUGUAGACCAGUCUGGUGACAUCCACAGAUCACCUGGACCUGUCCACCCAUCAGCACCCACCCAGGACAACACCCGCCUUUUACAGAGAAGUAAGAGGAGAAGGAGGACGAGGGGGGUGGGUCUGUUUAUCUUCUUUUUUUUUCAGUUUUGGGGGUUUUGGUAGUAGGCUCCGGGCUGGACCGCAUGCAUGACACAACGCAAAGGCGAGAAACCCACCAUCAGCAUCCAGGAGCACAUGGCCAUUGACGUGUGCCCUGGCCCCAUCCAGCCCAUCAAGCAGAUCUCCGACUACUUCCCCCGUUACCCGCGGGGCCUCCCCCCUGCUGCGCCCCACCAAGUGGGCCACGCCGGGCCCCUGAGCCCUGCCCUCUCCACCACCUCGGCCGCCACCUCGGCCACCACUCCGGCCAUCGCUUCUGUCGAAAGUGACCGCCCAAAUGAGGAUAAACCAGAACGGGCUUGUGCCGGAGCCUCUGCCUCCUUACAGGCCACCAAGAGGGACGAGGAGCCUGACGUGGAAGGAUACGACUCAGAUGACUCCACUACAUUGGGGACCUUGGAAUUCAGUUUGCAGUAUGACCAGGAGAACAAUGCACUUCACUGCACCAUUAACAAAGCCAAGCUUCCUGUCCCCAGAUACAAGAAGGGGCUCAAGCCGAUGGACCACAACGGGCUUUCUGACCCCUACGUCAAGUUGCACCUACUGCCCGGAGCCAGCAAGGCCAAUAAACUUAGAACCAAGACCCUGCGCAAUACACUCAACCCUGUCUGGAGCGAGACCCUGACCUACUACGGCAUCACCGACGAGGAUAUGGUCCGCAAAACACUCAGGAUUUCAGUGUGUGAUGAGGACAAAUUCCGCCACAACGAGUUCAUCGGGGAAACACGAAUCCCCCUUAAGAAGCUCAAGCCCAACCAAAUCAAAAACUUCAACAACUGCCUGGAGAAACAGCUACCUGUCAACAAGACAGAAGACAAGUCCCUGGAAGAACGAGGGCGCAUCAUGAUUUCUCUGAAGUACAACACCCAGAAGUCUUGCCUGGUAGUAGGCAUCAUACGCUGUGCUCACCUCGCCGCCAUGGACGCUAACGGCUUCUCCGACCCCUACGUCAAAACGUACCUGAAGCCUGACGAGAACAAAAAGUCAAAGCACAAGACUGCAGUGAAGAAGAAGACCCUCAAUCCAGAGUUCAACGAGGAGUUCUGUUACGACAUAAAAUAUGCAGACCUCACCAAAAAGACCUUGGAGGUGACAGUGUGGGACUACGACAUCGGAAAGUCCAAUGAUUUCAUAGGUGGUGUAUCUCUGGGUAUCAAUGCAAAUGGAGAGAGGCUCAAACACUGGUUUGACUGCCUUAAAAACAAGGACAAGAAAAUUGAGCGCUGGCACACGUUGACCAAUGAAUUACCUGGUUCAUUAAAUGACUGAAGACCCAAAUCCUGUCUGCCAACCUGUUGCCCCCCCCCUUCCCCCCACACCAGAUGGGACUCCUGCCUUCAUUUUCCUCACUCCUUCUCCAAGGUUUUUUCCCCUUGAUUUUCUUUAUGUUGGCCACAGCGACCUGUGACACCUCUUUCGGAAUACAUUUCCUCUCUACAGGGCUCAGUUAACAAUAUCCUUAUAUUUGUGUUCAUAUGUACAAUAGGGUUUGCUCAUUUUCUUUUUCAAGAGAAAUUCAAUCAAAUUAAAAUCGAGGGGAAUGUACUGUUGAAUUUUAAGCUUCAAAAUCAGAUUUCUUGUUUGAUCAAUGAAGAUAAAAGGAGGAAAUGCUUUCUAUUUGAUGAGAUCUUUUACAGCUGCUAAAUAAUUUACCAAUGAUUCACCAGUCCCUGAAACAGCACAAAUAAAGCCUUCACACGUCACCUUGGUGUUGCAGUAAGAGUAGAGAAUCUAACAAUGGAUGUAGCAACGUUUUACAUUGUUGUGAGUAUGAAGACAUGUUAAGUUGAACAUUUCUCAUUUCACUAACUGAAGAUGUUGCACUUUAUUAUAAGUUUUAAAUGGUCAGGUAGCGAAGGUCGAGUUGUUCACAACCAUGUAAGCGGUUCCCACACAACAAAAUCUGGAGCAUUUAUCCUUUAAUUUUAAUCACUCGGUCAGGUGAGAACAAUGUCAAAACUUAAAAUACCGUAAGUUAAGGCCUCAGUGUGUUUCAAACUAAUUAGUUCAUGAAAGUUGCUGUCUGACAGCCUGUCCUCCAAGAAAUAUAAGUUUCAGUAAAUGUCUGCAAGAACCUCUAACAGCUGUGCAAAUUAUGACUCUUGUCCACUGAGAGCUAAGAAAGUCUUAAUGUUAUAAUUUAUUAUUAUUAUAAAAGACUUAAACGAGUCUACAGAAGGAGAAGGUUAGAGUGGUUGGAUGGUCAUUUCCUACCAACAAUUAACAUUCCAUCAUUAACCAUGACCAUGUUGCCUCAAGCUUUCAGAGUGAAAACAUGAAAACAAUGUUCAAAAAAGUUCAAUGGCAUUGUUGUGUCAGAUUGUCUGAAACUCUUCUUUCCACCAUUGGGGUCUCAGACACUGUUAAACUAUGAGUACCUUGUUUGAAAUAUACUCAGGCCUUCAGUCUUUUUGCCAGUAAACUGUAGUCCAGUUUGUUGAAGAGAAGAAAUUAAAAUACCCAUACCAACAACAAUUACCAAUCCCUAAAUUCAAUUCCUAAUGGUUAUAACGAGACAAAUGUUGGCAGUUAAAAGCCAACAUGUCUUCUUAAAGGAUUUUACAACAACUGAUGCUCAUCUGUAAAUUUGCAAGAUGACCAAUAAGCAAACCAGUGUAAUAAAAAAAAAAACUUUGCUUACUCAAGUCUACUUACAGGAAGAAUUAAAGACCGUAUAAACACUGGUCCCAUGUGUUUCUGUAUAGCCUAAUCAAUAUGAGAAUGCUUGGUGUCAUAGCACCACCUACCUGGAUUACUCACUGAUGUUUCAGUGCAACCCAUAAUCUAUAGUGCUGCCUAGUUUUGUGGUAAUCCUGAGGUCAAGGCUCCCUGUGCAUUUCAUCCAUUCAGACUUCAAAAUAGCAUGUUUUUUUAUUUCCAAGGCUAAAGCAACAGGAAGCUAAAGAUAUGCAUUAAGAAAUUCCAUUAAAAUUGGCGAUGAAUCACAGUGCGGUUAUCAGUCAGCUGACCUUCUCUCUGUGGUCAAAAGUGAUUCCUACAGUCAAUGCUUUAUUGAACUGGGGUUUAGACUCCAAGGGUAAGAUGUGUCAAUAGAUGCAAAAAAAAGUAUAACCUUGUAAUAGCGGCACUGAAUCUUAUUAGUCAGAUCGGGAAGAGGGUUAUAAAUACAAAAGUAGAUCUUAUAGCCACCUGAUGAUUCAGAUGAUCUGUGGAUACUUCCAACACAGAGGUGGAAACAUUCACAGUCACUGCACACUGAUUACACAGCCUUACUUUACAGUGUGGAAGGUAGAGAGCCUACUUGAUAGAGAGCAGCUGUAAUCAACAACAGAAUGAAGUUCAGUGGCUGACCCUGGUGAGAAUCACUUGUCGAACCACAACAACACCACAUGAUUGGGCAGCUCUUUGGUGUGUGUGUGUGUGUGUGUGUGUGUCUUAUUGUUUACACUGCAGAUAAAUGAGUUUCCACAAAAAACUCGCCGGCAGCAUUUUCAACUGUAAUGUGGCUGAAAAAUGUACCUGCUGUUUGUUAAAAGGGCAGAAUUUUAAAAACAGGAAGUUUACGACAAAUUAAAAAAUAUAUAUACAGAAUAUCAAAAGCAUGUAUUGUUUACAACAGCCUAUUGUUGCUGAAGUCCAAGUUUGCUGCUGAAAGGGUGUACACACCCUAUGCUAAAGUCACUGCGAUUGUUCAGUCUUCAUGCAAUGCAAGCUUGGCUAAGAUGGGCUAGGGUGAGAAGGGCAGAAUUUUGGAUAUACUAGCCGUGUAUGUAUAUUGUUACUAUGUUGUUGCAUCUGUUGAGGGUUUCUUUUUUUUAAUGUAAGUAGCUCCAAUAUAAAUAUAUCGAACAGAAUGUACAUGUUUAACCCCUUCAAUUCCACAGUAAAAUCUCUGAGGAUGUACAGCUUAGCGCUCUGUGUUGUUGAUAUUGUUCACGUCUCAAACUUUGUAUUUGGGCACUCGAAUCUGGGAAUGGAGACGGCUGAACUCACAGCCCAGGAGCAAACUAUACCAGAUCACUCAAGGCAGUUAUACAACUUUUACUUUAACUCCUUCUAGCCUGUUGAAUUAUUGAUGUUUUUUCUUUCUUUUAAUAUUUUAUGUUAUAAGAAUUGAUACCACGAGUCCCUGUCCAAACCUGGAAACCUACCAGUGGACCAGUUGUCUGGGAUGCAUGCCAUGUAUUUGUAAUUUUAUGAGUUUGAUCCCACAGUAUGACCUUUUCUGCAUGCCCCCUCCCCCCACACCCACCUUUCUUGGAAGAAUCCACCGUGCACUGACUGGUAACACGUACGCCACACUCAUAGUCCUCACGUAACGUUCAGGAUUCCUGUCAGGUUUGCAAUUCAGCUAACAGCAUUUUAUCAUUACUUAACGUCACUGUAAGUGAUAGGCCGGCCCCGUUUGUUUUUGGAGCAUGUUGAUUGUGUCAGCGUGACUGUUUUUAUAAAUCACAUCAUUUUAACUCGCUAAUUCCAGCUGGUGGAGUGUGACAAACAGCCCUAAUGUCCAUUUGUUAUAUUAUUUGACCCUUUACUGUUGACAGUAUUAUUAGAACAACUACAUUGCUUUUACACUGCAUUCUAAAGAAAAUUUGAUUUUGACAAAUGGUAUCACACCUUCAAACCUGGGGCAUUAAAUGUUUAAAUGCAGUACAUCAGCCCUCACUUCUUCGUUUUCUUUUUUUUAAAUGUUAAGAACCUCCUCAGUCACAUUGAUUUGUGAUGCACAAACCGGCUGUGAAACCUUGUUGGCUUCUCAAUAUAACCCUUGACACAACGGUGAUCACCCUCUCUCUUUCUCUGAUGAAUAUGUAAUGAAUACAACUGACAUGUGAUUAUGAUUUCUAAUCUAUGUAAUCUGUCUGCCUUUGUAUGCAAGCUCACUAUUAUGGAAAAAAACAGCUGCAUGCGUGUGUUCUUGGUUUUGUCAUGAGAUGACUUUGCCUCAUGUUUGAUACUGUUUUCUGUAUAAAAAAAAAAAUACACAUCUGUGUAUGCUCAAAGAUUAUGCUAUGAGUCAGUCUUUCUUCUGGACAAGAUUUUGUACCUUUGAACACUAUUGCAUUGCCUGUUUGGCUGCUGUAUUGACUAUCUGGAAGCGUGACUUGAUGUGAAUUAAAAUCUCUCCUUUGUU
Etheostoma cragini (Arkansas darter) is the source of this 5439-nucleotide messenger RNA. RefSeq names its product double C2-like domains, beta (gene doc2b). The transcript is spliced from 11 exons. Gene Ontology annotation, cellular component: membrane. The coding region runs from base 369 to 1610 and encodes 413 amino acids. The record is from RefSeq and is a predicted model, not a curated record. Lineage: Eukaryota; Metazoa; Chordata; Actinopteri; Perciformes; Percidae.